CAAGCAGUGUCUAAUAAUAUUCGACUUAGAAAAGACGUUUGCAAAUUUUUAAUAGGGCUAGUGACAGUAAAGUACCUAGGUACAAUGUCUUUAACUAUUGGUGGCGAGACAAAAAUCGACUCUGAACCAUGUGUUGUGGCUUGGAAUAAUAAACUAUUCGUCGGUACCGACACCGGCUCGAUAUUUUCUUUCGAUUCAAAUCUUUCACCGGGUGCUUCAUGGACAGCGCAUGCUGUGCAAUUGUUUGCUUUGUCUGCAAAUUAUGGAAAGGUUUAUUCAACUUCUAAUGAUGGAGGAAUAAGAAUAUGGACCUCGGAAGGAGAUAAGGUAUCAGAGUUGCCGGCACCCAACGCUGACAUAGAGUCAAUAUGCUUACAUGAAAAAUAUGUGUAUGCUGGCGACGAGCAAGGAAACAUCUAUGUAUAUGAAAACAACAGUUUAAUAGCUCAAUACAACGUUCUAGAGGAAGUAAAAGAUAUAGCAAUAAGUCCACCGCUUAUGUUCACUGUGCGUGAUCUUUACGUAACUGUCACAGAAAUUAAGCCUGAACAAUCAAAAGAUCGUUUCACAACCCUACAUGUUAUGGAGGGAAGGGCACCUUUGAGAGUAUCUGGAAAGCACCUAGUUGUCACGUCUAGAGGUGGCAAUAAUAUUCAGCUACACGACAUUGAUUUGGAUAGCAAAUUUAAGAAACUACACGAAGUCAAGGUUAGUGACAUGAUAAUUACGAGUAUGUCAGCGAGGGAUGGUGUAGUAUGGACUGGAGGUUGGGACGGCUGCGCAAAGAGGUGGAAAAUUGAUGAAGAAAAACUACAACCUGCUGGAGAAAUAAACUUAGGCGCCUGUAUUAAUGCCCUUGUUGCUGUUACUGGAGAUACUGCUUAUGCACUAUUAACAGGCGGUAAAAUUAUAUGUAUUAAAGCAGCUUAAACCUCAGUUUUUUUUCUAAGUACCUAAUUAUAUGCAAGCAACUACUUUUUAAU
This is a messenger RNA of Pararge aegeria (speckled wood butterfly), 983 nucleotides long. RefSeq lists its product as uncharacterized. The record is from RefSeq and is a predicted model, not a curated record. Gene Ontology annotation, molecular function: protein binding. NCBI's taxonomy places the organism in Eukaryota, Metazoa, Arthropoda, Insecta, Lepidoptera, Nymphalidae. The coding region runs from base 85 to 930 and encodes 281 amino acids. The transcript has 6 exons.